Molecule: messenger RNA, 1903 nt
Organism: Piliocolobus tephrosceles (Ugandan red Colobus)
Lineage: Eukaryota; Metazoa; Chordata; Mammalia; Primates; Cercopithecidae
Gene: TRIML1
Product: tripartite motif family like 1
Exons: 6
Coding region: 117-1544 (475 amino acids)
Molecular function (GO): protein binding
Source: RefSeq, a predicted model, not a curated record
GAGAUGAGGGUUUCUUGUAAUAACAACAUAGCAACAGGUCAGCCACGUGUUACUCAAACCUGUAGGACUGCAGGGAGGGCUUUGCUAAUCCCAGAACAGGGGUGUGACCUUGCCCCAUGUCCAGCCUCGAGAAAAUGUCUACAGCAGAUUUGAUGGAGAAUCUCAGAGAAGAACUCACCUGUUUCAUCUGCUUGGACUAUUUUAGCAGCCCCGUGACCACCGAGUGUGGGCACAGCUUUUGUCUGGUGUGUCUCCUCCGCAGCUGGGAGGAACAUAACACACCUUUAUCUUGUCCUGAGUGCUGGAGGACCUUGGAGGGCCCGCAUUUCCAGCCGAACGAGCGUCUGGGGAGGCUGGCCAGCAUCGCCCGGCAGCUCCGGUCCCAGGUGCUGCAGAGCGAGGAUGAGCAGGGCGGCUACGGGAGGAUGCCCGCUGCUGCUGCCAAGGCGCUCUCCGAUGACGAGCAGAGUGGAAGCGUCUUCGCAGUCCAGAGCCAUGGUGUAAACAGAGUGCAUCUCUCCAGCGAGGCCGAGGAGCAUCACAGGGAGAAACUUCAGGAAAUCCUCAAUCUUUUGUGUAUAAGGAGAAAGGAAGCUCAGGCUGUACUAACCCACGAGAAGGAGCGAGUGAAACUGUGCCAGGAAGAAACAAAGACUUGCAAACAGGUUGUUGUGUCAGAAUACAUGAAAAUGCACCAGUUCCUGAAGGAAGAGGAGCAGCUGCAACUCCAGCUACUAGAACAGGAAGAGAGAGAGAACAUGAGGAAACUGAGGAACAACGAGAUCAAAUUGACCCAGCAAAUCAGAGGCCUGAGCAAAAUGAUUGGACAGAUGGAGUCCUCCAGUCAAAGCUCGGCUUUAGAAUCUCUUGAGGAAGUGAGAGGAGCCCUGGAAAGGAGCGAGCCACUCUUGCUUCAGUGUCCAGAGGCCACCACCACAGAGCUGAGUCUGUGCCGCAUCACGGGAAUGAAGGAAAUGCUAAGAAAAUUCAGCACGGAGAUAACGCUGGACCCAGCCACAGCCAACGCCUACCUCGUGUUGUCCGAGGAUCUGAAGAGUGUGAAAUACGGCGGAAGCAGACAGCAGCUACCCGACAACCCGGAGAGAUUUGACCAGUCUGCCACCGUGCUGGGCGCUCAGAUCUUCACCAGUGGGAGACACUACUGGGAGGUGGAGGUGGGAAACAAGACCGAGUGGGAGGUGGGCAUCUGCAAGGACUCGGUGAGCCGAAAGGGGAAUCUCCCCAAGCCGCCCGGGGACCUGUUCUCACUGAUCGGUUUAAAAAUCGGAGAUGAUUACAGCCUCUGGGUGUCGUCCCCUCUGAAGGGUCAGCACGUCAGAGAGCCUGUGUGUAAGGUCGGUGUCUUCCUGGACUAUGAGUCUGGACACAUAGCAUUCUACAACGGGACGGAUGAGUCCCUCAUCUACAGCUUCCCGCCGGCUUCUUUCCAAGAGGCCCUCAGGCCCAUCUUUUCCCCCUGCCUCCCAAAUGAGGGGACAAACACAGACCCUCUCACCAUCUGCUCACUCAGCAGCCGCGUCUGAGGGGCUGAGCCUUCACAGCGAGCCAUGUCCGAGACCAAGACAUAACUAUUAAGAUGAUGAAGGCAUCGGCAGUAUUAAUGUCAGGUGAUCUGGAAUAAACUCCCCGACCCCCACCCCACCCCCAAGAGUUUCCAUUAACUUGAUCCCACUAGGAACAGCCAAAUUACAAGAUCGACUUCAACCCCAACAGAAGAGAGCUGAUCAUAUUCUGUGUCGUUAACUAAACGUCUUCUCUAGGCUACCCCAUGUAUGUGCUGGUCGCUCAACUACUGAGACCCUAUUACCAUGAAUCCUACUGCCAUAGGCCGGAUUUUAUAAAUAGAUGUCACUUGUUCAAGUGUAUUUAAUUAUUUGACUCU